Messenger RNA from Pogoniulus pusillus (Red-fronted tinkerbird), 3005 nucleotides. It is a transcript of the gene NDFIP2, whose product is annotated as Nedd4 family interacting protein 2. The record is from RefSeq and is a predicted model, not a curated record. The coding region runs from base 113 to 877 and encodes 254 amino acids. Gene Ontology annotation, molecular function: WW domain binding. Gene Ontology annotation, cellular component: Golgi apparatus; endoplasmic reticulum; perinuclear region of cytoplasm. Gene Ontology annotation, biological process: metal ion transport; vacuolar transport; ubiquitin-dependent protein catabolic process. The transcript is spliced from 9 exons. Lineage: Eukaryota; Metazoa; Chordata; Aves; Piciformes; Lybiidae.
AGCUCCAUCGCCGGGCUGGGUUGGGGCCGGCCGUAGCGGGGGAGGGCCGGGCCAGGGCGGCGGCGGCUGGGCCGAGGGACUGGUUGAGGAGCUGCGUCCGCGGGCGGCCGGGAUGGACCACUACCAGCCCGCCAGCCGCUACCGAGUGCUACACAACGAGGAUGACCCCCCAGAGUCUUCAGCAGCUGAGCAGCCUUCCACGUCAACAGAGACUACGCAGACUCCCCAGACAGCAGCCUUAUCUGAAGCAGAUACUUCCCCUCCACCUUACUGUAGCAUAGCUGUAGAAGCAGCUGCCACCUCAGAAACACAGAAUGAAUUUUAUCCUGUACCACCUCCAUACAGUGUAGCUACCUCUCUUCCUACUUACGAUGAAGCAGAGAAGGCCAAAGCUGCAGCAAUGGCAGCUGCUGCAGCGGAAGCAGCCCAGCGACACGCCCAGUUUAGGGAGUCUAGGAGUCUGUUUGAUGAAAUAUUCCUCAGUCGUCCAGAGGAAGAAGAGUACCCACCACGGGAUGAUUUCAGUGAUGCAGAUCAGCUUAGAGUGGGAAAUGAUGGCAUCUUCAUGUUGGCCUUUUUCAUGGCGUUUAUCUUCAACUGGAUUGGAUUUUGCUUAUCCUUCUGUAUAACAAAUACCAUAGCUGGAAGGUACGGCGCGAUCUGUGGGUUUGGUCUGUCCCUCAUCAAGUGGAUUCUCAUUGUACGGUUUUCAGAUUACUUUACUGGAUAUUUCAAUGGACAGUAUUGGCUUUGGUGGAUAUUUCUUGUGCUUGGACUCCUCCUGUUCUUCCGAGGCUUUGUUAAUUACCUGAAGGUCAGAAACAUGUCUGAAAGCAUGGCAGCUGCUCACAGAACAAGAUUUUUCUUCUUGUACUGAAGACUGCAUCGAACAGACAUUCCUUUCCUCGGCGUGAAACUUCAGAUGAUCUGUAACCCUACGAGUUAAUAGGAUAGAAGACUACUAAAACCAGAAGACAAAUCAGUAGAGAUAUGGCUUCAAAAAUGAAUGACAGGAUAGCUGAUGCUCAAACACCAGGUCUGGUCAUUCUAGGAAAUAUUUAUACUUGCUGCCUUUUUGUUUUAGCACAUUUGUAUAUGUGCUUAUUAGAAGGAUAGUACUGAAAUAAGAACAAACCAUCUAUUAGUAUAGGUUAGGUACAGUCAGACUCAGUUAAUCUGCGCUUGUCCUGUCUGAAAGAUUGAAGUGCUAAUUCGUUUCACAGCGUGUAUGUACCACUGAUGUGCUGAUCUGAGUUUUGAGUGCAAGGAAAUGCAUUAAAAGAUUCAGAUGAACCAGUUCAGACAGGUGGGUUUGUUUUUUCCUUUGGUGUUUUGAAUAUGAUUUAGAUUCAUCUAAUAAUCGUGCAGAAGGUUUUAAAGUUUACCAACCCCCCAAAUUCCUUGCUGUCACAACCUUGUAUUUGCCAAUACUCUUAUCAAACUCAAACCAACGUGAUGGUUUGCUGAAAGCUGGUACUCCACUUUCAGUCCCUUGUAAAUAACACUGCCUACAUGACUCUUUGAAUUGCUUCUUAGGAACUAUGUCACAAGAGAUUUUGUUUCAGCAUAUUCUCUAGAUUUUGUUUCAUCUUAGGGCUGCAUAGCUAUUUUUGUUAAUUGGCUACUAAGGGUACGGUUCUUGCUAUUAGAUGCAAUUUUGGAGGUAAAUGCAUUGAAUUGUUUGUCUCAUCCUAGCUUUUCUUACAUGAAUUGUUAUUAACUGGUUUGGCUUUGAGCCCAAAAGUCAUUUUUCAUGUCCAUUAUCCCAUUAAAAGACAGAGUUUGUUCAUGUUAGCAGGGAUGGACAGCCUUGCAUCUUUAGUCCUUGGAUCCUGAUAGGUGUACCUCUGUGCCUGAAACAGAGGACUGUAAAUGUGUUCCCUGGGCUAUAGCAAUGGCUCUGUUUAAGAAGCCUUGAGUGCAGUAUAAGUACAACUUCCACUCUGAGGGAGUCUCAUGAGAAAUUAAGUCAUAGAGCUAUUUUACAACAGCUGUUUAGAAUAAAUACUUUGCCAUUUCCUAAGAAUAAACUAAUUUCACUGUAAUUUUUUAAAUUGUGAAAUUAUUUGGUUUUGGGUUUUUUUAUCAUGAAAUAUCUAUGAAAAUAACCUUACUUUAAGAGUGCUGAAAGCAGAAAAUGUGUGUUGCACCUCUCUCAGCCUCCACUUCAUCUAUACCAUUUCUUUCUUACAAAUAUCAUCUCUUCAAGGGGUAAUGUCUGCUGAAAGUAGAAAAUGUGUUGUACCUCUCCCAGCCUCCAUUUCAUCUAUAUAAUUUCUGUCUUACAAAUCUCAUCUCUUUAAGUAAUACUGUCUGCUGAAAGCAGAAAAUGUGUUGCACCUCUCCCAGCCUUCCUUUCUCCUAUACCAUUUCUAUCUUACAAAUAUCAUCUCUUCAAGGGGGUCUCCAUUUCAUCUAUGCCAUUUCUAUCUUACAAAUAUCAUCUCUUCAAGGGGGUCUCCAUUUCAUCUAUGCCAUUUCUAUCUUACAAAUAUCAUCUCUUCAAGGGGGUCUUCAUUUCAUCUAUACAAUUUCUUUCUUACAAAUCCCAUCUCUUUGAGGGGUACUGUCUGCUGUUUGUGCAGGUGGAGUUUCCUUUGAGCUGUGUGAAAUCUGUGCUUCUCCUUCAGCAGGAGAAUACAUCUCUCAGUCCUUUGUACAACUGGAAUCUCAGAUGCAAAAAAAACCCAACCAAACACAUUGGUUGUUGGUUGCACCUUUAAGGAAGAGAAAAGGAACUAACAAAUGCUUUCCCCCAGUUUUGUCUUUAUAUUAGAAGUCUGCCUUUUUGUUACUCUCCUUUUAGAACUGUGAGGUUUGUUGUUUUAAGCUAGUGCUGUAUUCAGUUUUGUAUCUAAUGGAUGUUUUUAAUAUACAUAUAUAAACUGUCACAUUAUUAAUUUUCUUAAUCUUGCAGAGAUCCUGAAAAUGAUUAAAACUUUAAGGGCAUGUCCACUUCCCAGGUUUUUUUUUAUGGAAAUAAUAAAAUUCAGUUUUGUGUUCAA